This is a messenger RNA of Sinocyclocheilus rhinocerous, 912 nucleotides long. RefSeq names its product phospholipid scramblase family member 5-like. Bases 1 to 912 code for a protein of 303 amino acids. Gene Ontology annotation, cellular component: plasma membrane. The transcript has 9 exons. NCBI's taxonomy places the organism in Eukaryota, Metazoa, Chordata, Actinopteri, Cypriniformes, Cyprinidae. Gene Ontology annotation, molecular function: phospholipid scramblase activity. Gene Ontology annotation, biological process: plasma membrane phospholipid scrambling. The record is from RefSeq and is a predicted model, not a curated record.
AUGGCUGACUGGAAACCCUUAUCCCGUCACUACUGCACCUGCCCAGCAGCCCCUAAAACCUCAGGACCUGAAAUGGCCUCCCCAUCUGUGACCACUCAGCCUCUUCCUUUUGGUCUGGAAAGGGAGAAACAUAUUGACAUGCUCUUCAGAGCUUUCCACAGGCAGAUUAGACCUACUGCAGACACGCAGGACCUCACUCCUGUGCUCCGGGAUACAGGCAGGACAAGAGGAGAGGAUGGAGGACAUGGAUGGAAAGAGACAGACAAUGACAGUAAAAGACUGGGAAAACUGUCUGUUCUGAGAACUAUCACAAGACUUCAUAUUACUGCCAGACCAGAACUGCAAGGUCCACAGUGUGUAGCCCGAAGAACAUACAGCAUCUCCACUGAAACCAGGGACCAGCUCUUUGUGGCUGUGGAAGAGAGCUCAUGCAUGUGUAUGCAAUGCUGCGGUCCAGCUCGAUCCUGUUCACUACAAGGCUUUGAUAAAGAUGCAGAGUGUGUUUUCCUGUUUGAGAGGCCCCUGAGAGCGGAGAUGUGCUGGCUCGGCUGCUGCCUGAUGGAAAUAAGGGCCUACACACCAGAGAGAGAGCUUAUUGGGACAGUUCACCAAAGGUGGAGCAUGUUCACGCCGUAUUUUGAGGUCUGUGACUCCGAGGGCAUCUCGGCCGUGAGGAUCCAGGGCUCCUGUUGCAAUACACGCUGCCUCUCUGAGCAGGAGCUGCAGGUGGUUUCCAGUAUUGGUGAGAGUAUUGGGCGCAUAUGGAAAAGGUGGCCUGGAUAUAAUGAGGAAUGUAACAUGGAUCAUGAGUAUUUUGGAUUGGAUGUACCUCAAGGAAUGAAUUUAAACACCAAGGUGCUGUUACUAGCUGCUGCCUUCCUGCUGAAUCAUAUGUUUUUUGAGAUGAGCUAA